Vicugna pacos (alpaca) is the source of this 1208-nucleotide messenger RNA. NCBI's taxonomy places the organism in Eukaryota, Metazoa, Chordata, Mammalia, Artiodactyla, Camelidae. The record is from RefSeq and is a predicted model, not a curated record.
CCCCGUGUGUCCCACCCCCCGAAUCUCGUCCCUGGGGCUACCUUUCCCUGAGGUCGGCUCCCCUGGGGCCUGUGAAGGACUCGCCAGACCCCACCUGACGCAGUUGCUUCCUGCUUGUUAACUCCCUUAGAGAGCACCUGCGCAGGACCCCAAUGCAGACACCGAGUGGAAUGACAUCUUACGCAAAAAGGGCAUCUUGCCCUCAAAGGAAAGUCUGAAAGAGUUGGAGAAGGAGGCGGAAGAGGAGGAGCAGCGGGUCCUUCAGCAGUCCAUUGGAAGGGUAUGCUGAGGAAGACACCAUUGGUGAAAACGUAUGAAGAUAUGACUUUGGAAGAACUGGAGGAUAAUGAAGAUGAAUUUAAUGAGGAAGAUGAACGUGUUAUUGAAAUGUACAGGCAGCAAAGACUGGCUGAGUGGAAAGCAACCCAACUGAAGAAUAAAUUUGGAGAAGUUUUGGAGAUCUCUGGAAAGGACUAUGUUCAGGAAGUUACCAAAGCGGGUGAAGGCUUGUGGGUAAUCUUGCACCUUUACAAACAAGGGAUUCCCCUCUGUGCCCUGAUAAAUCAGCACCUCAGUGGACUUGCUAGGAAGUUUCCUGACGUCAAAUUUAUCAAAGCCAUUUCAACAACCUGCAUACCUAAUUAUCCUGAUAGGAAUCUGCCCACAGUAUUUGUUUACCUUGAAGGUGAUAUCAAGGCUCAGUUUAUUGGACCUCUGGUGUUUGGUGGCAUGAACCUGACCAUGGAUGAGUUGGAGUGGAAAUUGUCAGAGUCUGGAGCGAUCAAGACAAACCUGGAGGAAAACCCCAAGAAGCCCAUUGAAGACGUGCUGCUUUCCUCGGUGCGGCGCUCCGUCCCCGCCAGGAAGGGCAGUGAUUCGGAGGAUGACUGAGGCUGCCGCCCGGGUAACCUGCUGAACUUUCUUGAUGGGAUAAAUCCUCUGAAUUUUUUUAAGAAGGAAAAAGUAGGAAUAUAUUUGGGGUUUUAGCCUUUUAAUUAUGUUUUAAGUUUUAAAUCUCAUAGAUCUCAGAAAUAAUCAUUGCUGGGAAUCCUAUUAAAUGUCUUUGAACUCUCUUUUUAAAUUAAUAACAUUUUCUUAAAAAAAUAAAAGCCAGCCAUUGGUAUGGCAAAUGUCCGUGUUUUCCUCACUUAUAUUUUAAGUAAGCCGUAAAAUUAUUGACUCUUUAUUCACAUAAAAAUAUAAAAAAA